Molecule: messenger RNA, 381 nt
Organism: Blepharisma stoltei
Lineage: Eukaryota; Ciliophora; Heterotrichea; Heterotrichida; Blepharismidae
Source: the annotation of a GenBank genome assembly
AUGUUUACAUUGGUAAAAAAUCACAUAUUUAGAUCCUCCAUAUAUGUUUUUCAGACUUUAAGGAUGGAGUCAAACGUUCCAGGCAGUAUUACAAGGCGAGGAAACUCUAUUUUUCUCUCUGUCCAAGCAAAACCAAAUGCAAGACAAAGCACCAUCACUGACAUAAACGACCAAUAUAUAGGUGUCUGCGUCGCAGCUCCUCCUAGAGAAGGAGAAGCCAACACAGAAUUAUGUGAAUAUUUAUCACAAGUAAUAGGAGUAAAAAAGAGGCAAGUCUCAGUCAAGCCAGGCACACAAAAAUCAAGAAGUAAGAUUGUAGAGGUGGAAACUCAGCUAUCUCCAGACCAAAUUUAUGCAGUUCUAAGAUCAGCUUCUAAUUAA